Messenger RNA from Beta vulgaris subsp. vulgaris (sugar beet), 1725 nucleotides. RefSeq lists its product as uncharacterized. NCBI's taxonomy places the organism in Eukaryota, Viridiplantae, Streptophyta, Magnoliopsida, Caryophyllales, Amaranthaceae. The record is from RefSeq and is a predicted model, not a curated record. Gene Ontology annotation, biological process: DNA-templated transcription. Gene Ontology annotation, molecular function: DNA binding; protein dimerization activity. The transcript has 9 exons. Bases 133 to 1206 code for a protein of 357 amino acids. Gene Ontology annotation, cellular component: RNA polymerase I complex; RNA polymerase III complex.
AGAGAAAGUUAAAACGAAAGAAAGGAAAGACAACUCUAAACACUACACUCUGAAGUUCCCCUUCCUAAAACCCUAAACCCUCAAUAAAGCCUGAAAUUCUCCUCCAAAGUUGAAACACACAGAAAAUUGACGAUGCCAAAACUACCAGACCACCUCGAGUUGAAGCGCACUCGCGUCUCCUGCAAAUUGGAUGCUCCUAAUGAUACGGAGUCAGUUCUAUACUCUGGAGCUUACGCUUCUUUAGGCGUCGAUAAUUCCAGCUUAGAGAGUUUCUUUAAGGACUUUAAAGUCGUAAUUAAUCGUCUUACUGAGGAUGAAAUUGAGUUUGAUAUGAUUGGUAUUGAUGCUGCUUUGGCGAAUGCUUUUCGCCGAAUUCUUAUUUCUGAGGUUCCUACAAUGGCCAUCGAGAAGGUUCUUAUAGCAAAAAACACAUCAGUGGUUCAGGAUGAGGUUCUAUCCCACAGAUUGGGGCUUAUUCCCUUGAGAGUUGACCCAAGGCUAUUUUCUUACAAGUCAGAAAAGGAUGAGCCAAAUGAGAAAAAUACCAUUGUCUUUGGACUUCAUGCGCAUUGUAAACGAGGUGGACCAAGAUGUACAGUCAAGUCUGAAGAACUGAAAUGGCAGCCAAAUGGGAGUAUGUUUGCACUAGAGUUAGAAAACAAGGGUUCAAGUUCAACCACAGCACCCAAAACUUAUACAAAUUUUAAGUCUAACCAGGACAUGCAGCCCGAAUUAUCUGAAAACCCAAUUCACUCCAAAUAUCCCGAUAUCACGAUUGCUAGGCUUGGCCCAGGACAGGAAAUUGAACUUGAAGCACAUGCUGUUAAAGGUGUUGGUAAAGAACAUGCAAAGUGGUCCCCAGUUGCUACUGCUUGGUAUCGGAUGCUUCCUGAGGUUGUUCUCUUGAAAGAUGUAUAUGAUGUGGAUGCAGAAAAGCUGGUAAAAAAAUGUCCAGCCAACGUUUUUGACAUAGAAGACACUCCAACCGGUAGAAGAGCAACAGCCCCACGACCACGGGCCUGCACCCUUUGCAUGGAAUGCAUUCGAGAGGAAGGAUGGGACGAGAUUUUGGCAUUGCGACGCAAGAAAGAUCAUUUCAUAUUCACUAUUGAAGCGACCGGAGCACUGCCCCCCGAGGUGCUAUUUACUGAAGCUGUGAAGGUCUUAGAAGACAAGUGUGAGCGUAUUAUUACCGAACUUUCAUAAUACAGCGUUUCUUGAAUCCAUGAAUCGGAGCAUUGGUUGUCAAAAUAUAAUGCUUUAUAAGAGAAAUCAUUAUUCAACCCCAUUGAUGAGUCUUACGAGGACAAUUGCUAUUUCAUCCCAGAAUCAAUUCAGUGUCCAGAAAACCAGGAAAUUAGCUGUGCAAAAGGAUCUUUUAUGGUGGUUGUACAUAUAUAUAUUUCUCAGCCAAAUUUGUUCCGAUCAGCACUCAGCAGAACAAUUAGGAAUUGUUAAGGGCCGACGUUUUGGGUCGAUUUUGUGUGGCUUUCUUGUCAAAACAAGAGCUAGUUCCUUGCUUGUAAUAUGGUAACAUUUUACUGAUGUUGGGAACAAUAUAUGCACUUGAUUAGCAUUUUUUUUUUGACUUGAAACUUAACCUUUAUUUAGAGGUUCUUUGGGUUUCACAUCCAAAAGAUGGUUUUACUCCACGCAUGUGCCUUUCCUUUGAAGCCAUUAUUAUUAUUCUUGGCUAGGUGCUUUGCUCCGUAGCCCUUGACUUGA